UUAUCGAUAGAAAUGAUAAAAGUAACAUCCACAUUCUGUUUAGGCAGGGAAUGAAUUACUGAUCGGAAUCGACAUUCUUUCUGUUCAUAACGAUUCUUUGCUGGGAAAAAAAAAAAAAAAAAUGCGUGUCGAAAUUUGAAUGUGUGUUUCGCGGCACCGCAUGUUACGGACAUCAAAAUGGAGGUUACAAAUCCUCAAGCAGAAAAAACCUGUGUAGAGAAACUUGUGGAAAAAAUGUCACUUACACAUUUUCCUUACUGUCAUAAAGUUGAAAAAUAUGAAAAAUUAGCAAAAAUUGGGCAAGGAACUUAUGGAGAAGUUUUCAAAGCAUGCCAUCAUAAAACAAGAAAAUUAGUUGCCCUGAAAAAGAUCCUGGUACAAAAUGAGAAUGAUGGGUUUCCCAUAUCUGCUUUAAGGGAAAUAAAAAUUCUUCAACUUUUAAAACAUGAAAAUGUUGUCAACUUGAUAGAAAUAUGUCGAACAACAGCAACAUCUUUCAAUUAUUAUAAAUCAACUUAUUAUCUAGUCUUUGAAUUUUGUGAGCAUGAUCUGGGUGGUCUGUUGAGAAAUGCCAAUGUAAAAUUUUCUCUUGGAGAAAUCAAAAUGGUUAUGAAGCAACUCUUUAAUGGUUUAUACUUUAUACAUUGUAAUAAAAUCCUUCAUAGAGAUAUGAAAACUGCCAAUGUCCUUAUUACAAAAGCAGGGAUACUUAAAAUUGCUGAUUUUAGUUUGGCAAGAGCUUUCAGCGCUAUCAAAAAUACUGACAAACCGAACAACUACACAAAUAAAGUUGUUACUUUGUGGUAUAGACCACCAGAACUUCUUUUAGGUGAGAGAAAUUAUGGACCUGCAGUUGAUAUGUGGGGUGGUGGUUGCAUCAUGGCAGAAAUGUGGAAAAGAAGGCCAAUUAUGCAGGGUGACACGGAGCAACAUCAGCUGGCAUUGAUCUGUAAACUUUGUGGAUCCAUUACUCCUGAAACUUUUCCAGGGUGUGAAAAACUAGACUUUUGGAAUCAAAUAAAAUUUCCCAAGAAGCAGAAACGCAAAGUUAAAAAUAGGUUAAAGGCUUAUGUGAAAGAUCCACAUGCCUUGGAUUUACUCGACAAGUUAUUCACUAUCGAUCCUACAAAACGAAUUGACAGCGAUACUGCUUUGAAUCAUGACUUCUUUUGGACAGAUCCACUUCCAUGUGAAUUAACAAAGAUGCUUCAAUCUCAUUCCCAGUCUAUGUUCAGUACCAUUUCUAUACUCGGUGAAUCCAAGACAAACCUUAUUGCCAAUAAUGGACAAAACCAUAAGUUUUUCUAAAUGAUGUCGUGUGUUAAUCGCAAGUAUGUAUUAUUGAAAUACAGUGACAAUUUAAAAUAUAUCUGAACAAAAUUAAGAGUUUGAAUACAAUUACCUUGGUUUUCUUUCAAACAAAGUAUUAUAUGAACAAAUUGUGAUUAGAACAUCUUUUUAUUGAAAUUUUUA
Argiope bruennichi is the source of this 1473-nucleotide messenger RNA. Its product is annotated as cyclin-dependent kinase 9-like. The transcript has 8 exons. Bases 178 to 1308 code for a protein of 376 amino acids. Lineage: Eukaryota; Metazoa; Arthropoda; Arachnida; Araneae; Araneidae. The record is from RefSeq and is a predicted model, not a curated record. Gene Ontology annotation, cellular component: nucleus. Gene Ontology annotation, biological process: protein phosphorylation. Gene Ontology annotation, molecular function: ATP binding; cyclin-dependent protein serine/threonine kinase activity.